ACAUCAGUGCCAAGACCUACGCAAACAGAACAACCUAAGGUUGUUGUACUAGAUUCAAUAAAGAAAGGAGUAAUGCGGACACAAGCGACACAGACUGAAGUAUGUUUAGGAAGGAAACCAUUACCACCUAACUACUUAUCACUUAGUCCGCGAACUAUUAAACGGGUUAAAAAUGGUGGCGGCUGGCGUUCAAACUAACGGAUACACUGUAGGAGUAAGACGACUUACCAAGUCUUUCUCGGAGGUAGGAGGUGAUAGGUUAGCGGGUCGUGAUAAUCAAAGCGAUAUUCCCACUACUGUUGAAAGCUUCAUAGGAAAUGACCACGAAAAACUUCACAGGACACAGUCAGAAGAACCGCCUAGGUCUCCUAGAUCGCCGACCGCUAUGAUGCCUUCUUCACCUCUGAUGCAAAGAGGCGACUCUGAUGACGUCACUUCUUCUUCUGUAAAGUCUGUAGCUUCGUCACAAAUAGACAAAUCGUCGGAACUAAGCGCAUUACAGAGGCAGGCGCAAGAGUACUUCCAACAAAACUUUCAAUUUAUUCACGAAAGUGAUAGAGAUGAUACUAUAGAUGACGAUAUAGAAACUAUAGAGAAAAGUAUGGCAUUAAAUCGCAGAAAUUUAGAGUAUCUACAGCAAGAAAUAGCAAAACAAGCGAAAACCGAUAAAUCCCUUAGAUCUAUUCUGUCGAAAAGUACUAGCGAUGCUUCACAGAAAACUAUAAAUUCUUCGCACCCAUUCUCAAAGACUUCUACAUUCCAAUCAGAACCUUCUACAGAAACUUCAGCUACAACGACAGAUGAUAGUGAAAAGAAUGAAAAAGAAAUCAUCAUAGACUUUGAACCGCGACCUGAUGAUGAGGCUAUACCUUUCACUACACUCCGUAGAAAAUCAAGAAGAAUGUUACAGAAAACGUUAUCUGAGGGUGAAAUUCUUCUCGAUGUAAGAAAAACAGAAUUACAGACGAACGGAGAAGGUGUAAAAGACGCUCCUCUAGUAAUGUCAACUAGUCAAGAAAAUAUGACGAGAGAAGAUAGGGAACGAGAAGCAAUGUACAGACAAUACAUAGCUCAGAAUUACAAUCAAACUCCGAUAAAAGACGAAGGAAUAUUCGGAUUUGAACCCGAUGGAUCAUUUAGUUCUUCAGAUGGGAAUGCACCAUAUGAAGACUUUCACGAAAAAUAUAUUAGUUACAAGCAUGAACCAUUUAGAAAUCGAAGCGUAAGUUUCGAGGAACCAACAGAAAUUAUUAGUAAGAGGGAUGCUAUUACAACAAAAAGUACGGCUAAAUCAAGCCCCGGUUCCCCGGAACCUACGCAGCCAGAAACUGACGUGGAACAUAAAACAAAGCGGGCAGUGAUUUCAAAUAACGUAACGACAAUACCAGCGCCUUUAGAGAAAUCGUCACCGUGUGCAUCAAACGAAUCACUUACAGUAGACCCUACAAGAGACCAUUCUGAUGGCAUGUGGAAUGAAUCCCAAACAACAGUUCUUCAGAUAGACUCUGGCACAGAAAAUGGCACUGUAAUCAGUUCGUCAGACCUGAGUUCUUUAGCUGCCUCGCCUGGAGCGCUAGCAUUGUUAACUCCGACAUCAAGACGGAAACAGCUUUUAUUACUACAACAUCAGCAACGAUCUUCUUUAGAUACAGAUGCUUUAGAUGAAGAGUUUGAUGCGUCACAGAGUCAAUCUCCUACAUCUCCAAGAAACAAACUAGAUACAUCAAGCUCCAGUUCUGCACAGGCAAGAGCAUCUUUGUCUCCACCAGCAGUUGUGCCAAGUGUUACUCUGCCGAUAACAAAACAGCCAACUAUAUCGAAAGCCAUAUCGCCAAUAGCACCACCAAAAGUUAAUCAUACACCA
Messenger RNA from Manduca sexta (tobacco hornworm), 1864 nucleotides. RefSeq lists its product as uncharacterized. Lineage: Eukaryota; Metazoa; Arthropoda; Insecta; Lepidoptera; Sphingidae. The record is from RefSeq and is a predicted model, not a curated record. The transcript is spliced from 10 exons. The annotation marks the transcript as partial.